This is a messenger RNA of Peromyscus eremicus (cactus mouse), 3426 nucleotides long. RefSeq names its product PMS1 homolog 2, mismatch repair system component (gene Pms2). Gene Ontology annotation, cellular component: MutLalpha complex. Gene Ontology annotation, biological process: mismatch repair. The coding region runs from base 391 to 3048 and encodes 885 amino acids. The transcript has 15 exons. The record is from RefSeq and is a predicted model, not a curated record. NCBI's taxonomy places the organism in Eukaryota, Metazoa, Chordata, Mammalia, Rodentia, Cricetidae. Gene Ontology annotation, molecular function: mismatched DNA binding; ATP binding; ATP hydrolysis activity.
UCGCGGGGCUGGCUGUCUUGCUGUGCACGUUGGGGAGCCGGUACAUGCAGGUUGGAAGCUCUACACGCAGAGGUGCGCUGCCUCCAUGAUAGGACUUUACCUGGUACAUCGGCAUGGCGGGAACAAAGAAGGAGGGUAGCGGGCGAGGGACACAAACGCUCAGAGGCCGCCCAAGGCCACCUCAGACAGUAGCCGCCUUCUUCCUGACCCUGCUGCUGGAGUCCCGGAAAAAUGAAGUCUGUGAGCCUUUAUUGGCCGGGGCGUUCUGACGUCACCAAGUCGACCUUUGAAGUAGCCAAUCGGUAGUAAGAAGGCCUGGGCACACCUUCGCCACCCCUCCCGGAAGGGGCGGGGCUAUGUGUCAAAAGCAGCCAAUGGGUGCCCCAGGAGAUGAGUGUCCACAAGAACAGCGGCGCGAACUCUCCCGCAGUUCCUGAGGCUGGAGGAGUCCUAAGUCCAUGGAGCAAACCGAGGUUGCGAGAACUUGCUAAGGCCAUCAGGCCUAUUGAUGGGAAGUCAGUCCAUCAAAUUUGUUCUGGGCAGGUGGUACUCAGUUUAAGCACUGCUGUGAAGGAGCUGAUAGAAAAUAGUGUGGACGCUGGUGCUACCAGUAUUGAUAUAAGGCUUAAAGACUAUGGGGUGGACCUCAUUGAAGUUUCAGACAAUGGAUGUGGGGUAGAAGAAGAAAACUUUGAAGGUCUAGCUCUGAAACAUCACACUUCUAAGAUACAAGAGUUUGCCGACCUGACUCAGGUUGAAACUUUUGGCUUUCGAGGGGAAGCUCUGAGCUCACUGUGUGCACUGAGUGAUGUCACUAUAUCUACCUGCCACGUGUCUGCAAGCAUUGGGACUCGACUGGUGUUAGACCACAAUGGGAAAAUCACCCAGAAAACUCCCUACCCCCGACCCAAAGGAACAACAGUCAGCGUGCAGCACUUGUUUUAUACACUACCUGUGCGUCACAAAGAAUUUCAAAGGAAUAUUAAAAAGGAGUAUGCCAAAAUGGUCCAGGUCUUACAGGCAUACUGUGUCAUUUCAACAGGCAUCCGUGUAAGUUGCACUAAUCAGCUUGGACAAGGAAAACGACAGCCUGUGGUGUGCACAAGCGGAAGCUCCAGCAUGAAGGAAAAUAUCGGCUCUGUGUUUGGCCAGAAGCAGUUGCAAAGCCUCAUUCCUUUUGUUCAGCUGCCCCCUAGUGACUCUGUUUGUGAAGAGUAUGGCCUGAGCAGUUCUAAGACUCCACAUAAUCUUUUCCACAUUUCAGGCUUCAUUUCACACUGUACGCAUGGUACUGGAAGGAGCUCCACAGACAGACAGUUUUUCUUCAUCAAUCAGCGUCCUUGUGACCCAGCAAAGGUCUCUAAACUUGUAAAUGAGGUUUAUCACGUGUAUAAUCGACAUCAGUAUCCAUAUGUUGUUCUUAACAUUUCCGUUGAUUCAGAAUGCGUUGAUAUUAAUGUGACUCCAGAUAAAAGGCAAAUUUUACUACAGGAGGAGAAGCUUUUGCUGGCAAUUUUAAAGACCUCCUUGAUAGGCAUGUUCGACAGCGAUGCAAACAAGCUUAAUGUCAACCAGCAGCCACUGCUGGACAUUGAAGGUAACUUCAUAAAGAUGCACACAGAAGAAACAGAAAAGCCUGUGUCAGGAAAGCAAGAUAAUUCUCCUUCAUUGAAGAUCACAGCAGAUGAGAAAAGGGUAGCAUCCAUUUCCAGGCUGAGAGAAGCCUUUUCUCUUCAUCCUACCACAGAGACCAAGUCUUGGGGCCCAGUGACCCCUGAACUGAGACAGAAUUAUCCACUUCAGAAAAAAGGUGUACCAUCUUCUUGUCCUUCGAAUCUCAUCUCUUAUAGAGGUCUGUGUGGCUCCCAGGACAAAGUGGUGAGUCCCAAGGAGAGCCGUGGUGACUGUAUGGACACAGUGAAAAUAGAAAAAGACUCAGGGCUCAGCAGCACCUCAGCCAGCUCUGAGGAAGGGCUCAGCACCCCAGAAGUGGCCAGUAGCUUUAGCAGUGACUUUACAGUGAGCUGUCCAGAAGACAGAUCUUCACAGGAAUCCAUGGACUGUGGUGAGCAGUUACAUGAAAUGGACUGCCAUCUUUCAAGUACAGGACACCAUUUGAAGCAAGAAGAUAGCAAAUAUAAAUGUACAGCUUUGCCUCCACCAACUCCUCACUCUUCCUCAAACGCUAAGCGUGUCAAGACGGAAGAAAGGCCUUCAGAUACUGACAUUCCUCCAAGGUUGCUUGAUACUCAGAACACCUCAGCAGCUCAGGUUGAUGUAGCUGUGAAAAUUAAUAAGAAAAUAGUGCUCCUGGACUUUUCUAUGAGUUCUUUAGCUAAACGGGUGAAGCAGUUACAGCACCAGAAGCAGCAGAAUGAAAGUGAGCAGAGUUACAGGAAAUUUAGGGCCAAGAUUUGCCCUGGAGAAAAUCAAGCAGCAGAAGAUGAACUCAGAAAAGAGAUUAGUAAAUCAAUGUUUGCAGAGAUGGAGAUCUUGGGUCAAUUUAACCUGGGAUUUAUAAUAACCAAACUGAAGGAGGACCUCUUCCUGGUGGACCAGCAUGCUGCGGAUGAGAAGUACAACUUUGAGAUGCUGCAGCAGCACACUGUGCUCCAGGUGCAGAGGCUUAUCACGCCCCAGACUCUGAACUUAACUGCUGUCAAUGAAGCUGUGCUGAUAGAAAAUCUGGAAAUAUUCAGAAAGAAUGGCUUUGAUUUUGUCAUUGAUGAGGAUGCUCCAGUCACUGAAAGGGCUAAAUUGAUUUCCUUGCCAACUAGUAAAAACUGGACCUUUGGACCCCAAGAUAUAGAUGAACUGAUCUUUAUGCUAAGUGACAGCCCUGGGGUCAUGUGCCGGCCCUCAAGAGUCAGGCAGAUGUUUGCUUCUCGAGCCUGUCGGAAGUCUGUGAUGAUUGGAACUGCUCUCAAUACAAAGGAGAUGAAGAAGCUCAUCACCCACAUGGGUGAGAUGGACCACCCCUGGAACUGUCCCCAUGGAAGGCCAACCAUGAGGCACAUUGCAAAUCUGGAUGUCAUUUCUCAGAAGUGAUACUGCUUGUAGGACAGAGUUUAUUACAGAUGAUUUGGUUUUGGAAAGACGGGGUUUUAAGUAACCUGUUAUCAUUGUUCAGAAAUUGACGUGCUAUUGUAAUGUAUCAGACCCACUUAAAGACAGUGUUAAGCCAGGCAUUAGUGGCAUGCAUGUGCCGCCAGCCCAGCUACUUGGGAGGCCCAAGUGGGAGGCUCACAUGAGGCCAGGAGUUUGAGACCACCCUGAGCUACAUUAAUGAGACUCCAUUCCAGAAAGGAAAAAGAAUUUUGUAAGCCCUUUCACCAUGUCUGCAGUUAUUGUUCUGCAAUUUGAAUGUGCAUGUGGUAUGCAUAUGUGUGGUGUGUGUGUGUGUGUGUGUGUGUGUGUGUGUGUGUG